AUGCCUAAAAUCAUUCUCGUUACAGGUGCAAAUUCCUUUAUCGGUGGGUGGAUAAUUAAAUAUCUACUUGAAAAAGGGUACAAUAUUCGUGGAACAGUUCGAGCUCAAGCUAAAGAAUCGCAAGUUCUGGACGGCAUGUCCAAGGAUCAUCAAAGUCGAAUUUCAUUCGUACAUAUCGGUGAUAUCACCACAGAUUCAUUCGAUGAGGCUGUUCAAGGUAUUGAUGGUAUUAUUCAUGUUGCUUCGCCAGCUAAUUAUAAAUUUACGAAUCCAGAAAAAGAGAUGCUCCUGCCAGCAAUCAAUGGAACCGUAAGAAUUUUAAAGGCUGCUCAUGAAUACAAUAAAAGAAAUCAAACUAAAAUUAAACGAGUAGUGAUUACAUCAUCAUUCGUUGCGAUUCUUGAUCUGAGUAAAGGACUUCGACCUGGCUAUUCCUAUACUGAAAAAGAUUGGUGUUCAUUGACUUACGAACAAGGUGUUACUGCAAUAAAUGAUCCGUUCACGGCUUAUCGUGCAUCAAAAGUGUGUGCUGAACGUGCUGCAUGGGAAUUUAUUGAAAAAGAAAAACCUUCGUUUACAAUUGCAACUAUCUGUGUACCGUUGGUUCUUGGCCCAAGCGUUAAUGGUUUCAAGUCAUUAGAUGAUAUACAUACAUCCAAUGCCUAUAUAUGGUCGCUGAUUACUAAUGGUAAAGAUGCUAAAGUUGUACAUAUACCAAAGGAGAUUGAUGUGAGAGAUGUGGCUUAUACACAUGUAGCAGCUUUAGAACGAAUGACAGAGACAAAUGAACGCUAUCUAAUAGCAGCACCAACAAGUUGGAAUAAUCAGGAAAUAGUCGACAUUAUUCACGAAAGUACUGUUAUUCCAAAAAGUAUCAAGGAUACAACACCGAUUAGUACAAAAGAUCAACGGCUGCCGGAUCAUUAUGACAUCGAUAGUUCCAAAGCACAAAAAGAAUUGGGUGUUACGUAUAUUCCCUUCAAGAAAACAAUUGAAGAUUUAAUGUUACAAUUUGCUAAAUUACAGGAAAUAUUGGGGAAUUAA
Molecule: messenger RNA, 1044 nt
Organism: Rotaria sordida
Lineage: Eukaryota; Metazoa; Rotifera; Eurotatoria; Philodinida; Philodinidae
Source: the annotation of a GenBank genome assembly